AUUAUGCGCCAUGUUCGGCAGCGUCUGUGGGUAAGACAAGUAAAGACAAAGCUGCAGUMUGCCUUGACGUCGCCAGGCUUACAUCCCGUAUCUUCUGACUUCGAUUUUUUUCGUUCUUAACCCCAACAACCAUCUUCUCCAGUCGCAAAAGUGAUGCGAGAUCGAAUGCUCGAAAAUUGGAAGUUUUCAGAGUCAUGUGAGAUCUCUCACGAUUUUGGAAGUGGUAAGAGUGAAAAUAGAUUAAAAACWUUGUUUGAUCAACAAGCAGUUUCUCCGUAUUGUAUUCGCCGCUAUCUUCACCCCUGACAAAAUUCCUUGCACUACUCGAUAUCAAUAACAGGAUAUCCGAGUGAUCCUAAAUGCAAAAAAUGGUUGGCAACACUGCACGAACCGGUCUUUGGAUAUUCCGAYAUUCUGCGUUUCAGCUGGGCCACCUCGAAGCAAAAGUUGGAAGAGAUUUCGGACGCAGUUCCGGUCGUAUUUCGUGCAGACUUGGACGACGACGAUGCGCUGGAGCAACAAAAGGGAAUGACACAGUUUCUACAAAAGAAACGCAAGAGAUUUGGCUAUUUUGAGAAAAGAAACAUUCGAACAAAGAAUCGACUUGAGGAGUAAAAAUUAUCWUGACUUGGACUAGCACUUUCUGAUCGAUUCAGUUCAUGAUGGAAUCACAACCAUCAUAUCUUAUGGCAUCUUGCUAAAUCCUGUAGUWUUAAAUUCAAGCAUGRCUGCUUCUGGGGGUGUCUACGCGAAAUGGGCAUUGACUAGKAGGGUUUGAAUMRGUGAAAAAAUGUGGAAGCAAGUU
This is a messenger RNA of Pseudo-nitzschia multistriata, 805 nucleotides long. NCBI's taxonomy places the organism in Eukaryota, Bacillariophyta, Bacillariophyceae, Bacillariales, Bacillariaceae. The record is from the annotation of a GenBank genome assembly.